UGUCCCUGCGCGUGGUUUCGCCGAGGCGGGGAAGCAGCCAGCAGGGAAAUCCCCUCACCGCGAUAGGGAUCGGUGACUAAGCGCCGUGCCGCUCACCUGGGAGGCCGCGCAGGGACGCAGCCGGCGCCCUCCUCGCAGGUGUGAUAGCUACAGUGGAUCACUGAUUGUGAUUUCCUCUGAGUUGCAGCACCGAAAACAAUGGCGAAUGAAUAUAUUAAAAACUGCUGUAAAUGGUGUUUUUAUGUGGAAAAAGAAAAAAGCAAUUUUUCCAUGGUGCAGGAAUCUGAAGCUGUACCCACAAGCAAACCAGCUAUUGUAGAGCAACCUCCAUUGUCUUCUGUGUCAGUGAAGCGGCAAGUUGGCUGUUCAGAGGAUUAUCUGCUUUCUAAACUGCCCCUGGAUGGGCAGGAGGUACCAUUUGUGGUCCCACCAUUCAAACUGGCUUACGUACAGCCAAAAAGCCUUCCUAGUACCUCACAUGCUGGAGGAAUUCAAGAAUCUGCCAGAGCUUCUUUUGGUGACCGGAAAGCAGAACUGUGUGGUGUGUACCAGUGGCCUCGCUAUGAUGUAUACAACCCGUUCUAUUUGGAGCAUCAUGUUUCACCAGAUCAGAUUAGACGCUUCCAAGCCAAAUCAGAUAAUAGGAAAUUAUAUGGAUCAGUUAGCGAUUUAAGAACUAGUGCUCUGCCUGGAUCACUUGAUUUAAGUCAUUCAAUGUUUGAUCUCAGAAGUCCCCCUCAUCGAUUCAUGAAGAGAUAUGAUUCAGUCUCCAGUGUACCUAGCAGCACCUCUUCCAGGAAAGAUUCACAUGGCAGUAACAGGAGUCUGGAUACCAUUACUUUAUCAGGUGAUGAACGAGACUUUGGAAGACUGAAUGUAAAGUUGUGUUAUGUUCCUUCUGUGGAGCAGAUCUGGAUCACAGUUUUACAUUGCAAAGGGCUGAGCUGGCCUUCCAGUUGUGGGGAAAAUCCUUGUAUCUAUGUCAAGGGAAUUCUCACGCUGCCCAAGCCUGUGCAGUUCAAAUCCUCUGCCAAGGAAGGCUGCAAUGACAUUGAAUUUAUGGAAACUUUUGUAUUUGCCAUUAAGCUGCAAAGUGUUCAAACUGUCAGAUUGGUGUUUAAAAUCCAGACACAGACUCCUAGGAAAAGAACAAUUGGAGAGUGCUCUUUGUCAUUGCGGGAGCUCAGCUCAGAGGAGUCAAAUCAUUGGCUGGAUAUAUCUCCUCCUUCCAAAGCACCAGUGUGCCGCACAGAACUUCAAAUAGGAACUUGUUUUCAAGCAAUAAACAGGAGGAUUCAGUUACAGAUUCUUGAAGCACAAAAUCUUCCAAUUUCAUCGACACCGCUGUCUUUAAGUUUCUUUGUGAAAGUUGGAAUGUUUAGUACAGAAGGGCUGAUCUAUAAGAAGAAGACUCGUCUUGUGAAGUCAACUAAUGGCCAAGUGAAGUGGAGAGAAAUGAUGAUUUUUCCAGUUAGCCAAGCUGAACAAGGAAUCAGUUUUCUCAUCAAACUCUACAGCAGAAGCUCAGUGAGAAGAAAACACUUUCUAGGACAGAUCUGGAUCAGUUCUGACAGCAAUAACAGUGAAGCAGUAGAGCAGUGGGAAGAUACAAUCGCUAACCCUGAAAAAGUUGUUGUUAAGUGGUACAGCCUUGGGCCAUCUUGAAGACUGGAGAUGAAACUCAGGACUUUUUCUCCACAAAUAUAUUCUUAUACUGUUUAAAUACGAAUAUAAAUAAAAAGAAAAAUACUGUCUACACAAGCUGUUCAAAAGGACUCCACUGUAUCAUGCCUCCAUGUUAACUGGAAAAACUCAAUUUCCUGAAGAGAAAUACUGCCUAAAUAUUAUUAAGAGGAAGACUUAAGCAAUGGGAAGAGCACUCAUUUGGUUUUAAAAAGCCCACCUCUUUUUCCCCUUUCAGGCUCUGUAAGAGUAUAGAAAUCUAAUCUUGGAGAGAGAGUGUGUGAAUCAACAUCAUCUUCACUAGUUACAGACUUCAUCUUCACAUCUGCAAUCAUGUCUUUGGCACACUUCACAACUCAUGGGAAUCAGUCUGGUCAGUGGCUUGAUCCUAGAUACUUUUGAGCCUCUGAGGCUGCACCUGUAUUGACAACAUUUGACCAGAAUAAUGUGUGCCUCAGCAGGUGGGAAAGCUGUGGCUGUAGCAGGAGGCCUAAAGGGAACUAUGCAAUAAUGCAGCACCCAAACGCUUUUCUAAUCUCUGCCUCUGGCGAAGAGUUGUUCAGUGCACCGACAUGCCAAUAUCUUGGGUUUUCAUCCAUCCUUCUCUCUAUUCUAAACAGAGGAACUGGAAGAUAAAAGUUUCUCUGACUAUGUGGAAUCUUAAGUGGGGCCCUCCAGCCUCACUGGUUUGUGAAUGCUGGAAGGAAUAAGGGGAAUACUGUAUAGAGAUACCGGCUCUGCCUAGGACCAGAGCCAGAUUUUUAAUAUAAAUUAGUUUAUUAUGUAUAAUUCUUACAUGUAAAUGACUUCCUAUCUAAUCAACAAUGUUUUACCAUUUGCUUACUUUACUAAAAGCCAGACUAAUGUUCUUAAGGAGUAAGCAAAUAUUUACUGAUGAAGUGUAUAUUUCUUACAAACAAGUAAGAAUACCAUACUUUUAUUGCAAAUGAUAUUUUUCCUACAAAAUCCUAAGAUUAUUUUUCUACUAGUCCCCAUGUUUUCAGGGGUCUGUUCAUAGUUAUUUUUAAGGGGGGAAAAACGCUGAUUAUGUAAUAGAUGCAUCUAAAAGCAAAGACGUCUUUGCACUACAUUAACUACUGAUUGAACAAAAAAUAUAUUCCAUGAUAUACAUCACUUACACAUCUAAUGUUGGCUGUCUGAGCUGCUCAAAUAUGUGUUUGUAUAGACAUUGAAUAACAGUGUCUUUUUUAUAACUUGGAAUCCAUUCAAACAUCUGACACAAGAAUUGGAGUGGUGGUGAGAGUACUCACUGCUUGAAGGCAAAGGAACAGUGGGGGGCAGAGAAAGCACUGAAACAGGAAGGCAUGUUGUUUUUAAGCAGAGAGCUCAAAGCUUCUUUAUUUCAGCCUUUUUGACUUCAAAUAAGGGCCAAGCAAAGAAAUGGAAUCUCUUUGAUUUUUUUUUUUAAUCAGUUGUUAAUUAAAACUUUUAAAACUUCUGCCACCUAGAUUUUUUGGAAAUGAUUUUUAAAAUGGGCAAACAAAAGUGUUUUCCCUGGGUCUUACGUGUUCUGCUUUUGGACCCAUUUUUAUAUAUGAACUGAAAUAGUUUUUGCAUGUUACUUGGAGAACAGAUGUUGGUUUUUGCUUUGACAGAUGCUCCUUGCAAAGCUCCCAUUUGGCCCAGUGGAUCUGGACUUGAGAUGUCAGUGUCCAUCCAGUUACCGUACUUGGGAUGAGCCUGGCCAGUUGGGUAAAAUGAAAAAAGGAAUUGGACUAAGCUGAUGUUCUUGGAGUGGCUCUGCUUGAAUACAGGGAUCUUUCUAUUCAUUGUGGCUGUACUGCAGUAAACAAAAGUGCAAACUAACUGUUUCCUUAUGCAGAAUGCUGUUCUGUUUGAAAGAGAGGACAGGGAAUAUUCCAGUGUUUUGGAGGCUUCAAUUACCACAAAAGUGGCUCUGCAGUGAUUGCCAACUCAGUGGAUAUUGUAUAAAAUGGACUUAGUUGGCUGUUUUAAGACGCUGAGCCUUUUGGAGGCCUAACUAGUAAUGUCUCAUUUUUCCUAUGUUAAUAUUUAAUCUAUGUAUUUAUAAUAAAACUUAUAAACACAAAAUAA
Messenger RNA from Numida meleagris (helmeted guineafowl), 3759 nucleotides. It is a transcript of the gene TC2N, whose product is annotated as tandem C2 domains, nuclear. The record is from RefSeq and is a predicted model, not a curated record. Gene Ontology annotation, cellular component: nucleus. The transcript has 12 exons. NCBI's taxonomy places the organism in Eukaryota, Metazoa, Chordata, Aves, Galliformes, Numididae. The coding region runs from base 199 to 1665 and encodes 488 amino acids.